AUGGCCCCGGAUCGCGAAAGGAAGCCUGAGAAGGAUGACCAUUCCAGUUCAAGUGAAGAGGACCAGGAUGCGCUUGAGUUGCCUAGUAGCGCACCAGCUGAAUUAUGGCCCAUUUGCCCUCCACAGGUCUCGUUCGAUCCAUCUAGUCCCUAUCGGCGCAAGAGCUCUCUAGUAAACAGCGAUGCCCGUGUUCCUCUUCAUCUCCGGCGAUCACAGCCGGCCAGAACGGAAUGCCUUGUCCACCAGUUUCUCGACGCCCAGCGACGACCCCCUAGACGGCAAAAUACCCUAGAUGGACAGGUUGAUGGCACUGCCAGUACGAGCACAACCCCUAUCGAGACCCGAAACCCCAUCACAAGGGGCUUGACCGACAUUGCCCGUGAUGCCGUCCAAGUUAGUCGUGAAAAUAGCCAGGACCAGGUGCUCGACCCAAAAGGCUUCUCGAGCACUGUCGGUAACAUCGCCGCCAAUGUGCGUGCCCGGGAGUGCUCGAUGACCAAUGCCAACUCGAGCGACACUAGCGAUGCUGGUCAGGUUGAUGAGAAGGAAUGGAAAAGUGAGAUCGUAAAAGCGCCAAACACAGACCCAGAGGAAAAGUACAGCAGGCUCCUCACCAAGAAGCAAUUGAGUGAAAUGGCAUGGGGAGUCCGGGAGCUGAGUCGGCGAUUGAGCAGCGUGCGCUUGAAGUUCAAGAUCAAGACCAUCUUCGUGCUCACCAAGCCGUAUGACCAGGAACUAAUCCCCAAGACACGCGCCUUGAUCCGGUGGUUACUGGAUAAGGAACGCGACGUGCGCUACACUGUCUACAUUGACAAGGCUUUGCGUUGCAACAAAAAGCUUGAUGCACCCGGUCUGAUCGAAGAGAUCCGCAGGGAUUACGUUGAGUCUGGCGAGAUCUCAGAGGAAGCCGGCAAUGACAUAUCUGAGCGUCUCCGCUAUUGGGACGAGGAAUUGUGUCGUGCCAGGCCGCAGACGGCCGACUUUGUCAUCACACUCGGCGGUGAUGGAACCGUACUAUUUGCGAGUUGGUUAUUCCAGCGCAUCGUUCCACCUGUUCUGAGCUUUUCUCUGGGGAGCCUAGGGUUUUUGACCAAGUUUGACUUUGAUCACUAUCACGAGACCUUGACAGCCGCCUUCACAGAAGGUGUCAACGUGGCUUUGAGGCUAAGGUUCGAAGGAACCGUCAUGCGAAGUCAGACGAACAAAAGGAAACUCGUUGAGGGGGACUCUGACAAAAAAAUGGUCUCAAAUAAAACAGACAAAGAACAGAGCGGCACAGAUGGUCCUGAUUGCCAGGACGAGAAUGAUCCAAGCGAAGAGAAGGAGGAAGAAGAAAAACGAGAUCUCGUAGAAGAUCUCAUCGGCGAGGAAAAGGAUGAUGAACGAACCCAUCGACCAGACGGCACAUGGUGCGUGCUCAACGAGGUGGUGGUGGAUAGAGGACCCAAUCCAACAAUGUCAUACAUCGAAAUCUUCGGCGAUGACGAGCACUUCACCUCCGUCAACGCCGAUGGUAUCUGCGUUUCCACUCCCACCGGCUCAACCGCCUACAACCUCGCCGCUGGCGGCUCUCUCUGUCACCCCGAAAACCCCGUCAUGCUCGUAACCGCUAUGUGUGCGCACACGCUCUCCUUCCGGCCCAUCAUCCUACCCGACACCAUCGUACUUCGCAUUGGCGUGCCCUACGAUGCCCGGACCGGCUCUUGGGCGAGUUUCGAUGGCCGCGAGCGUAUCGAACUUAGACCGGGCGACUACGUGACCAUCAGCGCGAGCAGGUACCCGUUUGCCAGUGUUCAGCCACAGGGGAGGAGGAGUGAGGAAUGGAUCAAGAGUAUCAAUGCGAAGCUUGGUUGGAAUACUAGGCAGAAGCAGAAAAGCUUUACGUAGAAUACUCUUGACCUGUCUUUUCGACGGUAGGGACGGAAUCACGCUUGUUUGCUACGUAUACCU
Neurospora hispaniola is the source of this 1950-nucleotide messenger RNA. Its product is annotated as ATP-NAD kinase-like domain-containing protein. The record is from RefSeq and is a predicted model, not a curated record. Gene Ontology annotation, biological process: NAD+ metabolic process; NADP+ biosynthetic process. Gene Ontology annotation, molecular function: NAD+ kinase activity. The transcript is spliced from 3 exons. Lineage: Eukaryota; Fungi; Ascomycota; Sordariomycetes; Sordariales; Sordariaceae. Bases 1 to 1887 code for a protein of 628 amino acids.